AUGCACACUGCUUCUACAAACAUUUGUGAAAGACUGUUCAACAGGUCCAACCGUGAAAUUUCCUAGCUAGUAAAUAUCCCACUGUCAACUGUUAGUGGUAUUAUAACAAAGUGGAAGUAACUCGGAACAACAGCAACUCAGCCACAAUGCGGUAGGCAACGUAAAAUGACAGAGCGGGGUCAGCGCAUGCUGAAGCGCACAGUGCGCAGAAGUCCCCAACUGUCUGCAGAGUCAAUAGCUAAAGACCUCCAAACUUCAUGUGGCCUUCAGAUUAGCACAACAACAGUGCGUAGAGAGCUUCAUGGAAUGGGUUUCCAUGGUCGAACAGGUGUAUCUAAGCCUUACAUCACCAAGUGCAAUGCAAAGCAUCGGAUGUAGUGGUGUUAAGCACGCCGCCACUGAACUCUAG
Molecule: messenger RNA, 409 nt
Organism: Staurois parvus
Lineage: Eukaryota; Metazoa; Chordata; Amphibia; Anura; Ranidae
Source: the annotation of a GenBank genome assembly